GCCAGCAGUCAUGGCUGCUCCGAAAGAGAAUUUACUGUGUCUUGGACAUCUGACCGGCACUGAGAGAAACACUUUCACCAAGCAAAGAGAGCACAGUCUAAAACAGAGUGUUCACAGGCCAAUGCUGUUCCAAACAAACUUUUCAACUCCUCAGAGUCGCCAACAGCUCAGAGUGAUGCACCUGCAGCAGCGCUGGCAGGAGCUGAAGGAGAGAGAGCGCACAGCUCAGCAACACAACCAGCAGCUUCUGCAGCAGUUUGACAGAGCCCAGGACACACUGAGGGAGAUGCUGGCCCGCAAUGCUGCCAUGAAAACGAUCCGGAUGGAGUAUGGCAGGUACCUGGAGGAGAGCGAUCCCGGCUGGCAUCAGCAAAUCAAAGAGAAAACACAGGCCGCACAGAGGAAGCGGAUGGAGGUAUAUUUGAGGUCAUGUCUACAGAAUUCAGAAGGACUGAGCAAGUCCUCUCCAGAAAGACUUUUACUUUCACAGGGGUUUGCCAAGAAGCCACAGACAGUUUCUGCUCUUCGAGACAGCAACGUGGAUGUCUCCUCUCAUCUCCCCUGUAGACCAUCUUCUUGGCUCACCCACACUCCAUCCCAGACAGCAGGGUUUCCUAUCAACAUGCCCUGUCAACCCCAACCCUCUCAUGUCCCUCCACCUUACCUCCCGCCACCCCCCAUCUUCUCUCAUCCCCACCAAUCCCAGGUCCACCACCUCGCCUCCACGCCCGGUAAUCAUCACCCCUGGCCUCGGCAGGAUCCAACAGGCUGGGCUUCGCCUCAGUGCGACAACCCCUGGUCCUGGACUACAGGUGCCACUGGGAUCCCCUCCGUCUCCGACGCUCUGUGGCGUCAGCUGCACACGGAGGAACCUGCUCAUGAGAGGGAGGUGGAGGCUGAGACAAGAGGUGCAGCGAGCUCAAAGAGAGAGGGAGGUGGUGGAAGCAGGAGCAGCCAUUGCUCUCAGGAGCUGGACAUUAAUCCGGUUCGUCUGUCCAGUGGAUACGCAGAGAGCGGUGAGAGUGGCAGGGACUCAAGUCAGACGAGCAGCGAGAAGAGGAAGAAGAGGGAGAGGAGAGGGAAAACACAGCGUUCCUCCUCAGACGGUGAAAAGUGCAACUCUCAGGAGUCUUCUAGGACUUCCAGUGCUAUUGUCAUCGCUGGAGAAACAUUGGUCCAAAGCUCAGAGAGCGAUGCCUCAUCAGAGAAAUGCAGCACGAGUGGUAGCAGGAGGACAGCGAGGAGAAGUGGGGGACUUGCCGUUGGGUCACCGCCGACAGAGAAGGUGGCAAACGAGAGGACCCAGAGCGAGAGAGACGACUGUGGGAGUCACAAAGAAGGGAGACACUCUGCCGGUGAGGAGUCAGGGAGUCCGGUUGAGGAAUCCAUGAGUGAAGAUGCAAAGAGUCAAAGUCCUGAAGAUCGAUCAGAAAGCCGCGGAGAGGAGGAAUCAGAAAGUGUUAGUGUAAAGACUGAAAAUGGAGAUGCAAAGACAGAAAAUCAGGAGAGUGGCAGCAGUGCAGAGCAAAGCAGCGCAGAAGAAAAGGAUGAGGAAGAAGAGGAGCAUAAGAACGAUCUUGGAGAAGGAGCCAAUGGAGAUGGUGAGGAAGAGAGCAGUCAGAGAGAUGAAGAGAAAGACGUGAGACACGUGGAUGAUGAUGAUGAUGAUGAUGUUUCUGCCAGAGAGAACACAACAGAGGAUGAAGAGGAGACAGGAGCAGAGGAUGACUGGGUGGAUGAGGGAGACAAAGAGAGGUUAAAGGACGAAGAUGGUGAGAGCAGAAGACAGGAUUCUUCCUUCUCUCAAGAUGAAGAUGAGAACGGAAGAGAUGAAAACGAGAUAGAGUUAGAGGGGGAGGGGUCUGUUGAAGAGGAGGAUGGAGAAGAAGAAGACGAAAAGGGGAGUGAGGGGGGAAGUGGUUCAGACGACAGUAUCAUCUCACCACAAGAAAACAGACAAAAAAGGUUGCACAUUAUUCCCAAGGAAGCAGCGGAAGACGACGGCGACGGCGAUGAGAAGACGGGGAGUAAACCAGGAUCAUCAGACGAGGACGAGUUCAUCGAGGACGAUAUUGAGAAUCUCCUCGCACCCCAAGAGCAAACCAAGAGAGCAGAAAAGGACCUGAAAGUUGACGACAAACCUAAAGAAGCUUGUGACCACGUGGACACUUUUCGAGCAGAGCAGGACCAUUCCACAAAAACGGAUCAUCAAAGUGACUCGGAUGAGUUUGAUCACUUUUAUGACUGAAUGUGUCGAUAUUUUUUUUUGGGCUUCCUGGCAUUUAAAUCAGAGACAGAUAUCUAAUGUUUCACAAUUCACAUAAAAAUAAAACUAUG
Messenger RNA from Scophthalmus maximus (turbot), 2337 nucleotides. Its product is annotated as high mobility group nucleosome-binding domain-containing protein 5-like. The record is from RefSeq and is a predicted model, not a curated record. NCBI's taxonomy places the organism in Eukaryota, Metazoa, Chordata, Actinopteri, Pleuronectiformes, Scophthalmidae. The transcript is spliced from 11 exons. Bases 11 to 2248 code for a protein of 745 amino acids.